Schistosoma rodhaini is the source of this 840-nucleotide messenger RNA. The record is from the annotation of a GenBank genome assembly. Lineage: Eukaryota; Metazoa; Platyhelminthes; Trematoda; Strigeidida; Schistosomatidae.
AACGUAUUUCACUUCAUCGUGAACAGUACCAUGACUAUAAAGGUUAGCUCCUGAUAUCUAAGUAACAGCAACAAUAAUCCAACACUCUUAGAGUUGCAGGCUGUCAAAUAAAAGAUUAUCCUGUCUCAUAAACAAUCUAAAUAAAUCCAAUGAAAUUUGUAUCUACAUCGAGGUUGUAAUUAGCGCGGGUUCUGAAACUUCGUGGAAGCAAUGUCAGUUGGCAUCCCUAUCAAAGUUUUGCAUGAUGCCGAGGGGCAUGUCGUUACUCUAGAAACUGUUAGUGGCGAAGUUUUUCGUGGAAAACUUGUUGAAGCGGAAGAUAAUAUGAAUGUUCACAUGUGCGACCUAAUAAUGACUUCCCGUGACGGUCGUACAUCAAACCUUCAACAGGUAUAUAUUCGAGGCAGUAAAAUUCGUUUCCUCAUCCUUCCUGAUAUGCUGAAAAACUCCCCUAUGUUGAAACGUCCACAGGGUGCCAAAGGAUUAGGCACGGGAAGAGGGAAGAAUGCAAUGUUAAGGGCUGGUGUUCGCGGGCGUGGCACUUUUGUUCGUGGACGUGUUGCAACUGUUCGUGGCACUGGAAGAACUACCGGACGGUUUUGAUGACUCCGCUAUGUUAUUGAGUAACUGAAUCUGUAUAUGUAUCAAAAUAUUCAUACAUUCACAUAAUUCUGCUUGUCUUCUUAUUGUCUGCUUCUCAUUCGUCAUCUAAUGUAAAACCAAUGUCGAUUGCGUCCACCCUCGAAUCACCAACCAAAACUUUGGUAGUGCAUAUCGUUACUUAAUAGUUUGGUAUAUCAUGUGUUAGUUCAACAAUGCUCAUUCAGUCACUAAAUUACA